AGGAAAAUGACGCCGCAGCAUAUUUGGAUAAUUUACUACUAUGCGUUUCAUCUAUUUCUCGUGCUUUGCCGUGCGCCUCCAUUGUUAACUUUGAAGACCGAAACUGCCAAUCUAAAGGUCUGUGGUGAAGGCGUUGUGAGUCCUGACCCCGACGAUUGUGCUGGUUAUUUCCAAUGUUUGGAUGGUGCAAUUAUUAAAGAGAAAUGUAGCAGUGGCAGCUACUUUGAUUCCUCUUGGGAUGUAUGCGUGAUAGAUAUGGAUGGCAUCUGUACACCAGCUACAGUUAAUUGCACAGAAGGAGAACUCGAGGUGAACCCUUUUAACUCCUGCGGCUAUUUGAAAUGUUUGAAUGGAAGUAUAACAGAAGUUAAUUGCACAAGUGGAAGCUACUUUAAUUCGACUUUAAUGACGUGUAUCAUCGAUGAGAAUGGUAUAUGCUCUGCUAUCGAUGAUGAAUGUAUAGAGGGGGAGAUUGAGGAGAAUCCUGAAGAUCCUUGUGGAUACUUCGAGUGCGUCAAUGGAAGUUUUGAAGAUGUGGAUUGCACCAGUGGAACCUACUUUAACUCUUCAUUAAAUAUUUGCAUCAUUGAUGAGAAUGGAAUAUGUUCUGUGAUCGAUGAGAAAUGUAUAGAAGGAGAGAUUGAGGAGAAUCCUGAUGAUCCUUGUGGAUUCUUACAAUGUGUGGAUGGCAGCCUUGAGGAAGUGAACUGCACCAGUGGAACCUACUUUAACUCUUCUUUGAAUAUUUGCCUCAUUGAUGAGAAUGGAAUAUGCUCUGCGAUCGAUGAGAAAUGUAUAGAAGGAGAGAUUGAGGAGAAUCCUGAUGAUCCUUGUGGAUACUUACAAUGUGUGGAUGGCAGCCUUAAGGAAGUGAACUGCACCAGUGGAACCUACUUUAACUCUUCUUUGAAUAUUUGCCUCAUUGAUGAGAAUGGAAUAUGCUCUGCGAUCGAUGAGAAAUGUAUAGAAGGAGAGAUUGAGGAGAAUCCUGAUGAUCCUUGUGGAUACUUACAAUGUGUGGAUGGCAGCCUUGAGGAAGUGAACUGCACCAGUGGAACCUACUUUAACUCUUCAUUGAAUAUUUGUCUCAUCGAUGAGAAUGGAAUAUGCUCAUUGACAUGUACGGAAGGUGAGAUUGAGGUGAAUCCUGAUGAUCCUUGUGGAUACUUACAAUGUGUGGAUGGCAGCCUUGAGGAAGUGAACUGCACCAGUGGAACCUACUUUAACUCUUCAUUGAAUAUUUGUCUCAUCGAUGAGAAUGGAAUAUGCUCAUUGACAUGUACGGAAGGAGAGAUUGAGGUGAAUCCUGAUGAUCCUUGUGGAUACUUACAAUGUGUGGAUGGCAGCCUUGAGGAAGUAAACUGCACCAGUGGAACCUACUUUAACUCUUCAUUGAAUAUUUGUUUCAUCGAUGAGAAUGGAAUAUGCUCAUUGAAAUGUACGGAAGGAGAGAUUGAGGUGAAUCCUGAUGAUCCUUGUGGAUACUUACAAUGUGUGGAUGGCAGCCUUGAGGAAGUGAACUGCACCAGUGGAACCUACUUUAACUCUUCAUUGAAUAUUUGUCUCAUCGAUGAGAAUGGAAUAUGUUCAUUGAAAUGUACGGAAGGAGAGAUUGAGGCGAAUCCUGAUGAUCCUUGUGGAUACUUACAAUGUGUGGAUGGCAGCCUUCAACAGGUGAACUGCACCAGUGGAACCUACUUUAACUCUUCAUUGAAUAUUUGUCUCAUCGAUGAGAAUGGAAUAUGCUCAUUGACAUGUACGGAAGGAGAGAUUAAGGUGAAUCCUGAUGAUCCUUGUGGAUACUUACAAUGUUUGGAUGGCAGCCUUGAGGAAGUGAACUGCACCAGUGGAACCUACUUUAACUCUUCAUUGAAUAUUUGUCUCAUCGAUGAGAAUGGAAUAUGCUCAUUGACAUGUACGGAAGGUGAGAUUGAGGUGAAUCCUGAUGAUCCUUGUGGAUACUUACAAUGUGUGGAUGGCAGCCUUGAAGAAGUGAACUGCACCAGUGGAACCUACUUUAACUCUUCAUUGAAUAUUUGUCUCAUCGAUGAGAAUGGAAUAUGCUCAUUGAAAUGUACGGAAGGAGAGAUUGAGGUGAAUCCUGAUGAUCCUUGUGGAUACUUACAAUGUGUGGAUGGCAGCCUUGAAGAAGUGAACUGCACCAGCGGAACCUACUUUAACUCUUCAUUGAAUAUUUGUCUCAUCGAUGAGAAUGGAAUAUGCUCAUUGAAAUGUACGGAAGAAGAGAUUGAGGUGAAUCCUGAUGAUCCUUGUGGAUACUUACAAUGUGUGGAUGGCAGCCUUGAGGAAGUGAACUGCACCAGUGGAACCUACUUUAACUCUUCAUUGAAUAUUUGUCUCAUCGAUGAGAAUGGAAUAUGCUCAUUGACAUGUACGGAAGGUGAGAUUGAGGUGAAUCCUGAUGAUCCUUGUGGAUACUUACAAUGUGUGGAUGGCGGCCUUGAGGAAGUGAACUGCACCAGUGGAACCUACUUUAACUCUUCAUUGAAUAUUUGUCUCAUCGAUGAGAAUGGAAUAUGCUCAUUGACAUGUACGGAAGGUGAGAUUGAGGUGAAUCCUGAUGAUCCUUGUGGAUACUUACAAUGUGUGGAUGGCAGCCUUGAGGAAGUGAACUGCACCAGUGGAACCUACUUUAACUUUUCAUUGAAUAUUUGUCUCAUCGAUGAGAAUGGAAUAUGCUCAUUGAAAUGUACGGAAGGAGAGAUUGAGGUGAAUCCUGAUGAUCCUUGUGGAUAUUUACAAUGUGUGGAUGGCAGCCUUGAGGAAGUGAACUGCACCAGUGGAACCUACUUUAACUCCUCUUUGAAUAUUUGUCUCAUCGAUGAGAAUGGAAUAUGCUCAUUGAAAUGUACGGAAGGAGAGAUUGAGGAGAAUCCUGAUGAUCCUUGUGGUUAUUUAAGAUGUAUUAAUGGCAACCUUGAGGAAUUGAAUUGUACCAGUGGAAGUUACUUCAAUAGCAGCAUAAAGGUUUGUCUUAUUGAUGAGAACGGUAUUUGUUCUGCGAUCCCAGAAGGUUGUCGAGAUGGUGAUAUCGAGGAGAAUCCAGAUGAUCUUUGUGGCUAUUUAAUAUGCAAGGACGGUAGCUUUUCUGAAGCAAACUGCACGAGUGGGAGCUACUUUGAUUCUUCAUGGAAAAUGUGUGUUAUUGAUGAGAAUGGCAUUUGUUCUUCAAGAAAUCUUGUUGAAGCCUGCAUAGAAGAUGAGAUUGAAUCAGAUCCUGAAGAAUGUGCUGGAUACUUGCAGUGCAUCGAUGGGGAAAGGGUGAGUCAACUUUGUGCUUAUGGCAGUUAUUUUGAUUCAGCUUUAAAGAGCUGCGAGAUCGACUAUGAUAACGUUUGUUUAUCUAAAUCGGAGAUCUGUGAAGAAGGCGAGAGGAAGGAAGACCUAGAUGAUACUACGUGGUAUUUUGAGUGUAUCAACGGGGAUUAUGUUGAGCAAAAAUGCCCAGAGGAAAGUUAUUUUGAGAGCAGUAUAAAGGGAUGCAUUAUCGAUGAGAAUGGUGUGUACAGUUCUUAGCUAGACUAACCAAUUACAGAAAUAAAAUACUAGAUAAUUAAGAUUGCCUGCAAUGCAUUUUGUUAUUAUAUUAUAAUAUAAUCGAAAUGUUAAUACUUUUUAGCUUCAAUUUAUGCUAAUUGAGUUACAUCAGCAAAGGAAGUAGAUAACAGUGGCAAGAGAGAGCCGAAAAUAGAGAGAGAGGUGUUAACACUGUGCAUCAAAUGCUCGAUGCGGCUUAAGGCAAAGUUUUUGAUGCCGUAGCUUUUUGGGGCAGCUGCGGCUAUUUAACUUUGUUUUAAUGCGGUAUCAAAAUUAUAACAUUUGUGCCUGCUUAAUUGGAUAGCUGUUAACUAACUGUUACCAUUGCCAACUUUUUGGUUAGCAACUGAGUCUUCACUUAAAAGGAAUUACCAAAGAAGAUGAGCACUAAAUCAGCUGUGUUCGUUACUAAUGAGAAGCUGACACAAGGACAUCGUGCUCAAACUGACCGAGUAACCAUGAAAACAGUACGUAUACGUGAUGUGUGCUCUACACACAAUUUUGCAGCGCAUGUCGAUGUCAAUGCCGAAGUUGACCCUCAGAUUAAGUCUGCUCUUAAUUAAGAGUAUUCCCGCAGUGCAACAUCAAGUUUCUCCCAAUGUUUUCGCCAUUUUGCGUGCAAUAAAAUACAUCAAAGUGCUUUCGAUUACAUCGAAAGUCUCGUAAUUAAAGUUUGCCUACGUUCAGCCGCAUUAAAUGAGAACAGAUAACAAAACUUGGGGUAAGAGGCGUGUUCACAUUGCUCCUGUUACGACGUUUCACAUCAAAGCCUACAUCCUGCAAUUAAGACCAGAAGUUCGAUUUCAUUUGAAGUUUAUUGGAAAAGCCUUUUGCUUCCCUUGACACUCGCCUCGGAGCUUAAUUCAACCCGGGCUUCGUGUUGACAUUGGCAUUGACGAAUAUUAAAUUCAGGAUAUAAAUGUUCGUAAUAUUGCCUUUUCCCUUAUCAUCCUCUGAGGGUGGGCUAGGCGUUGCUGGUGUUUCAAUUCCUUCGGUAGUCGAAGUAGUUGAGUCAUUACCAGGUGACACUGUUGUUUCACCAUCUUCAGUCACAAUUGUGGUAGGUGCACUGGUUGGAGUUGAUGUCUCAGUUUCUUCGGUAGUGGAGUCAUUAGGAGGGGACGCAGUUGUUUCUCCACCCUCAGGGGCAAUCGUUGUUGUGUCCGCCUCAGUUUCAUCCUCAGUGGUUCCGCUGGACGAAGUCGAUGUUUUAGUUCCUUCGGUAGUAGAGUCAUUAGGAGGGGACGCAGUUGUUUCUCCACCUUCAGGGGCAAUCGUUGUUGUGUCCGCCUCAGUUUCCUCAGUGGUUGCGCUGGACGAAGUCGAUGCUUCAGCUCCUUCGGUAGUUGAGUCAUUGCCAGGUGACACAGUUGUUUCUCCAUCUUCAGGUUCAAUCGUUGUUGUAUCCGCUUCGGUUUCAUCUUCAGUAGUUGCGCUGGACGAAGUUGAUGUCUCAGCUGCUUCGGUAGUCGUCGUAGUUGAGUCACUACUUGGAGACGGAGUUGUUUCUCCAUCUUCUGGCGCAGUAGUUGUGUCUGCUUCAGUUUCGUUCUCGGGAUCCGUAGUUGUUGGUUCUUCAGGAGCCUUUGUUGUGGAGUCAUCGCCAUCCACCUCUCCGUAACCAUAAGGUGAUUCCUUAUUUACGGGCACAUAGAACUCACCCACUGCAAUAAAAUCAUUCUGCACAGAGCCCAUGCGAAUCGAGCUGUAGGUGCUGCCACAAUCCUUCUUGUUGGCGUACUCGUACGAUGGACAACUGAUGCUGAGGUAGUUGUCAAUCGUCAGCGCUUCCACGUAGUAUGAGACGGCACGUGUGUGUGAACAGCUUCCAGUCAGAUCGAGGCCACAACCAGGCUGCGAUUUGCCGCCAUUCGGAUAGAAGACAGCGCGGCCAAUAGGCCUGGUGUAUCCUAAAGUGCCGCCAUUUGUCUGAAUGGUCUCCACGUAGUAGGCAUCAUUGCUAGACAAGCGCUUCGCUGGCUUAUCGUAGCUCAUCAGAGGCAUAGCAGGAUCUAAACCCACAACUUUCUGCACCGUGCCCGUGGUAACCUGCUUGGCGGCGUGUCCUGCCACAUGGGCACCCAGACUGAAGCCCACAAUCUCGAGUGUGUCUAAGGACAUGCCGUACUGCUUGACUAAAUAGUCAAUUAGGGUGGAAACUUUGCCACCAGCCGAUGCGGCAGCUGCUACCGAUGAGGCAUACUCCAGGGAACGUCCACGGGACCAAUCCACAGCAAUCAUAUUGUAGUUGCCUGAACGGAACCAAGCUGCACGCACUCCAGUAUUGACGCCAUCUUUGUAGUUCGAAUUCCAACCGUGUAUGGUAAUCCUAGAAAGGAUUUUCUAUGCUUAAUACACAUUUCUAGAUUUUUACAACAAUUCCUUACCUCGUAGGAAAUUCGGGAUUAAAGUUUGAGGAAUCAAUUGAGUCUUUGCUGGCCUUAAUCACUUGACCAUCGUUGGGAUUAUUUAGCGUGUACAAAUAAAACGUAACAGCAUUCAGAGAAAUACGUUCAACGAUUUCCAGAUCAUUAAGAGUUUCAUAUGCAGCCAGCUGUUGGUUUGCAUCCUGCAUGCUCAUCCAUUUAAGACCGCCAUCCACGCUGGGCACAUACCAACCAUUCACUCCAUUGAUGCGGCCUGCUCUGUCGCCAAUGGACAUUGAGCUGACUGAACC
This is a messenger RNA of Drosophila nasuta, 6235 nucleotides long. RefSeq names its product kielin/chordin-like protein. Bases 7 to 3537 code for a protein of 1176 amino acids. The record is from RefSeq and is a predicted model, not a curated record. Gene Ontology annotation, molecular function: chitin binding. NCBI's taxonomy places the organism in Eukaryota, Metazoa, Arthropoda, Insecta, Diptera, Drosophilidae. Gene Ontology annotation, cellular component: extracellular region. The transcript has 2 exons.